Coregonus sp. 'balchen' is the source of this 4305-nucleotide messenger RNA. The record is from the annotation of a GenBank genome assembly. Lineage: Eukaryota; Metazoa; Chordata; Actinopteri; Salmoniformes; Salmonidae.
AUGGCCCACACAGAGGAUGACCUGAUCGGGAUUCCGUUCCCCAACCACAGCAGUGACGUCCUGUGCAGCCUCAACGAGCAGCGCCGCGCCGGGUUACUCUGUGAUGUAGUCCUCAUCGUACAAGACCAGGAGUACCGUACCCACCGCUCGGUCCUUGCUGCCUGCAGCCAGUACUUCAAGAAGCUCUUCACGGUGGCCUCCGACGGAGGGGACCAGCACGGGGUGUUUGAGAUAGACUUUGUGGCCCCCAAGUCGCUGACGGCCAUCUUGGAGUUUGCUUAUACGUCCACGCUGACGGUGACGGUGUCCAACGUAAAGGAGAUCCUUGGAGCUGCUCAGAUGCUGGAGAUUCCUUGCAUCAUCAAAGUGUGUCUGGACAUUAUGAACUCUGGCGAGGGAGGAGGUGGAAGAGGAGAGGAGGAAGAGGAUGAGGAUGUAGAAGAAGAGGAGGAAGAUGAUGAAGAGGUGGAGAAAGACAUGGAGGAGGAUGAUGAGUCGAGGAAGGACGAGCAGGAGGAUAACGAGGAGGAUAAUGCCAGUGAGAGGUCAAUGAGGUCGUCAGAGAGUCAGGACCAGGUCGGGUCAGAGAGAGGAGCAGCUCCCAGUCCACCCAGUACCUCCCAGUACCAGCAGCAGUACGAGCUGCAGCAGAAGGACAGGAAGUGUCGGGACACAGACUCUCAGUGUGAGAAACCCCGGCAGGAGCAUGACAGCAUGGAGAGCCGAACCCUCAAGGACUUUUCCAUUGAGUCCCUGCUACAGGAAGGGCUGUACCUUAAAAUGCCAUCAGUCCCGGACAGGAGGGCUAACUUUUCCCCUCUGCUCCCCGGCUUCUACCCUCCCAUGUGGGCCGCAGAGUUCCCAGGCUUCCCCCCACAGGUCCUAGAUCCCAACCACCACGCCCCGACUCCCCGCCCCUCCUACCCCCCCCAGCUGGACAACAGACCCCUAGACCUGGCUGUGAAGAGAGAGAUCAUCAAGGAGGAGCUAAAGGAGGAAGUCCCGCCCAGCAUGCUCCAUGGGGACUUCCUGAAAAACUUCAUGAAUUCCGGCCUAUCAGGAAUGGGGGUGGGGGUGGUGGGGUCUGAGGGGUCUCACCUCCACCUGGGCCAGAUAAAGGACGAGGCAGACUUCCGCUCCUACAUGAGCUUCCUGAGCACAUCGAGCCACCUGGGGGCGCUGUUCCCUCCUUGGCAGCUGGAGGAAGAGAGGAAGAUGAAGCCUAAAGCCUCCCAGCAGUGUCCUAUCUGUAACAAGGUGAUCCAGGGGGCAGGGAAACUACCCAGACACAUGAGGACCCACACAGGAGAGAAACCAUACAUGUGCACCAUCUGUGAGGUGCGAUUCACCAGGUAUGACAAAUUCAUAUACACUGUGUCCGAAUACCCAUACUUGUGUUCUAAAUAGCAGGCUUUUUGUGUUAAAAAAUAUAAUGUUUUAUAGUAUGCAUACAGUGCCUUCAGAAAGUAUUCAUACCCCUUUACUUAUUCCACAUUUUGUUCUUACAGCCUGAAUUCAAAAUGGAUCAAAUAUAUUUUUUUCUCACCCAUCUACACACAAUACAGAAAUAUGAAAUACAGAAAUAUCAAAUUUACAUAAGUAUUCACACCCCUGAGUCAAUUCAUGUUAGAAUCACCUUUGGCAGCGAUUACAGCUGUGAGUCUUUCUGGGUAAGUCUCUAAGAGCUUUUCACACCUGGAUUGAUAUUUUUUAAAUUCUUCAAGCUCUGUCAAAUUGGUUGUUGAGCAUUAAUAGAGCCUUGCCAUAGAUUUUCAAGUAGAUUUAAGUCAACACUGUAACUAGGCUACUCAGGAACAUUCACUGUCUUCUUGGUAAGCAACUCCAGUGUAUAUUUGGCCAUGUGUUUAAGGUUAUUGUCCUGCUGAAAGGUUCAUUAAUCUGGUGGAAAGCAGAAUGAACAAGGUUUUCCUCUAGGAUUCCAUUUUUUUUUUUUUCUGAAAAACUCCCCAGUCGUUAAUGAUUACAAGCAUACCCAUAACAUGAUGCAGCCACCACUAUGCUUGAAAAUAUGGAGAGUGGUACUCAGUAUUGUGUUGUAUUGGAUUUGCCCCAAACAUAACCCUUUGUAUUCAGGACAAAAAGUUAAUUGCUUUGCCACAUUUUUUGCAGUAUUACUUUAGUGCCUUGUUGCGAACAGGAUGCAUGUUUUGGAAUAUUUUCUAUUCUGUACAGGCUUCCUUCUUUUCACGCUGUCAAUUAGAUUAGUAUUGCGGAGUAAAUACAAUGUUGUUGAUCCAUCCUCAAUUUUCCUCUCUCAAAGCCAUUAAAUUCACCAUUGGGCUCAUAGUGAAAUCCUUGCGUGGUUUCCUCUCUGACAACUGAGUUAGGAAGGACGCCUGUAUCUUCGUAGUGACAAAGUGUAAUUAAUAACUUCACCAUGCUCAAAGGGUUAUUCAAUGUCUGCUUUUUUUAUUUUUACCCAUCUACCAAUAGGGGCGUUGGAAAACCUCCCUGGUCUUUGUGGUUGAAUCUGUGUUUGAAAUUCAAUGCUCGACUGAGGGACCUUACAGAUAAUUGCAUGUGUGGGGUACAGAGAUGAGCUAGUCAUAAAAAAAUCAUGUUAAACACUACUUUCUAAAGGCACUGUAUGCGAAACUUAGGAAAUUCAAUAUGCUUUAAAUGCCAGGAUUUCAUACUCAUUUUGGCUUUUCAUCUAGUAGAAUUCGCUGCAUGCGAUUGAGAAAGAUAAUCGUCUUUCAUACCCACGUGUGUUUGACAACAGCUGAUAAUUAGCUGAUAAUGAGUUAAGGGACGCGCUGUAUCAAAAUGAACGAAUGGCGGGAAAUCAGAUGAUGAAUUCUCAGUAUGAGUCUAGUAUGUUGAUACUUGUUGCUUACUGCGUAAGUAUGUAGUACGAUUAGUACACAGUAUGUCGCUUUAGUAAGUAGUAGGCAAGACAGAUUUCGGACACGGCAACUAUCCUCACACUGUAAUAGGUCUUAUUAGUCCAAUAGGCUAUACAGAAUGUGGAUGCGUAAAACAAAGUGCUUCCCAAUCAUCUUUUUACAAUCAUCUUUUUACACACCAAUCAUCUUUUUACACUGCUUCCCAAUCAUCUUUUUUAUCCAUAGGAGUACCCUUUGAAUAACCCUUUUUGGUUCCAGGUAGAACCCUUUUGGGUUCCAUGUAGAACCCUCUAUGGAAAGGGUUAUACAAGGAACCCAAAAAAGUUAUACCUAGAACCAAAAGGGUUCUACCUGGAACCAAAAAGGGUUAUUCAAAGGGUACUCCUAUGGGGACAGCCAAAGAACCCUUUGAGGUUCUAGAUAGCACCUUUUUUUCUAAAAGUGUAGCAAUCAUGUUGACACCGGAGUUUGAGAUCUUGUAAGGACGAUGUUAUUAGGGUAAGGCAACAGUGUGUUUUUGUGGUUCAGGCGAAUUAAUUUUAUCCUCUCAUCUGAAUACCACUUGAGAGUCGAGACCUAAAAGGUGGAAACUGGAAUCCCCCUUUAAGGGUUUCUCAUUUCCUGCCUCUGUUCUGGCAUGAUAGUUUAACCUUCCAUCUAGUACCCCAAAGUAUACCUAUCUACAAUGCUUUCAUCUCUCUUAUAUCUUUCAAAACACAGACUAUAACUCAUUUUUUGUCUUUCCAGGCAAGACAAACUGAAGAUCCACAUGCGGAAGCACACAGGCGAGCGCCCCUAUAUCUGUCUCCACUGUAACUCCAAGUUUGUCCAUAACUAUGACCUAAAGAACCACCUGCGUAUCCACACAGGGGUGCGGCCCUACCAGUGUGAGCACUGCUACAAGAGCUUCACACGCUCAGACCACCUGCACCGCCACAUCAAGAGGCAGAGCUGCCGCGUCUCACGCCCUCGACGGGGCCGCAAGCCGGCCGCUUGGCGCUCAGUCAACAACUUCCUGCAGGGCCCUCCGGGCUCGGCCAAUCACCACGAGGACGGCAAGACGCUGUCUGAGAGGUCGGGCGGCUGCCGGCUCCUGCCCUCCCACAGGGGAGUUAGAGGUCAAAGUCUGGGCCUUGGGGAGAGAGAGAGACGGGCUCUGGUUCUGGGUGGUAAGAACCUGAGUUAUAAGGACUUGGACAGUGACAGCAGAGAGAGCAGAGAGAGCAGAGAGAGCAGGGAGAGCCGGGAGGCUCGGCACCGGUCAGACAGGAAGCACGUGGUGGACGAGGUGGAGAUGGAGAGACAGAGGGGCGUGUUCACCUUUUCCCUAGCGAGGCCUGGGGAGGAAGUCCUCACCCACUCUCCAUUUUAUACCCCUGACCCCUGGACCAUGAGACUGGAGAACCACACCCCUCAUAUCCCUGAGCCGGCCAACUAA